AUGCUGUUCUGGUGUCGUCAUGUGAGCUGCUUACUUAGCCGCCGUCGUCACGUCCAAUAUACAUCCAGAGGGGAGGUGGAGAGGCUGCGUAAAACUGCUAUCCUUGAGUCAGCUGCGGAGAUGCCUUUGCACACGCGUUCAACCACAGAACCGAGGCUGUUGCUGUCCACUACUUGCUCGACUUCAAACACAACAUCCGCAAUACGCAUUCUUGAUGAAACAAUAGAAGCGAUGCGCAGUAGCUUGGGCACACAGAGCGGCAAGAGGGCAGUGUACGCCGCAUCACGUGCCUUUAAAGUCUCAUCGUUGUCUCAUUUCAUAACCGAGUGCCGGAGGUUGCGGCGGCAAAUUGGUGAGUGCCGUGAUACCAACAACCGUGUACUUCUUCGGCAAACGCUUCGUAAUUUUUGGACGGAUAAUGUGGAUGGGGCACUCGCCUGUUGUGCAUUGAGGGGAAGAGACUUCGGUUUUGUAGCUGGGCUUGGUCUUGCAGACGACGGGCUUCAUGUUAGUUUCACUGCUCUGAACCUUGCAGUUUGUAGUGUGACGCAGGAGAAGAACACUUGCACGUGCACAGACAUGGUCCUGUCUCUUCACUACGUGGCAAGGGAACUUAACUUCAUUGAACGAAUGCACCGGCGUGAACCGGAUCCCCACAAAGGGAAGAAAUUCGAAAGAAAAAAAGGGAUCAGGGAUGAUAGAAACUCACCGAACGGUGAGGGGACAAGCAACAGCAACAAGGAAAUAGGACGCGGUGGACCUACGCAAGAAGAACUUCAACAUCUGAGGCGAACCGUUGCGACCUUAGGACUGGAGAGAAUACACUAUUUCUUCCUGCAGCGCGAUGCUUCGGGUGCUGUGUUGGGGACGGCUGAGGAUGCCCUCCACGUUCUGGAGUUUCUUUCUAUUGUGGAUAUCGACGAUGCGGAAGACAGCGCACGGGUUCUUUUUGAGGCAACAAAACCACGGUCCCGCAAAAAAAUUUAUCAAUUUGCCGUCACCUCGCUUCUUCGCCAUGUCGUGAGUAACUGCAAAGAUCUGAAGUUUACGUCAGUUGUGCAUGCUUUCCGACUUCUGCGUAUUUUUCUACCAGUGACGUGUCCUGAUUCACCGACUAAGUUAUCCCCACCACCACCAUUACCUCCGCGGACGAAAGAGUGGGAAAGCAGUAUUAAUUCAGCGGCACCUAGGGUUCUCAGUCAUACAAUAGAUGCAUUUCGUGGGGACCCUCACGAUGAAACCGUUUUUGUUAGCGGGGGUGCAGAGUAUUUGGAAUGGAAAAGACAACUUGAAACUAUGGAUCGUAUUUUAUGGGGUCUAUUUGCUGCGCUUCAGAAGAAGGAUGCACGUUUUAUAAAUGCAUUUCAUUUUGUGCAGAUUGUUGAAACGCUAUCGCGCCUCCCACGUCACUUGCUGUCGCGUGUUCCGCAACCGAAACGGGGAAGACCCCAAGGUGUUGGAGGGACAAUGGUGUCCAAUCCAACGCUUGAGGCUGCCGCAGUGCAUGCCGCUCACUCUGGAAACCGAAGCUCCGAUAGGGAAGUGAUUUCAUUAGAGGAACUGUGGGCCUACAUGGUGGCAAAGGCGUGCAUUUUCAUACCGGGUAUGACGUCUGAUCAGCGCCGCCGAGUGUGUUAUAACUUACGUGUGGCAGUGAUGAGUCGCGCCGUUUGUUUUCAAUGCGAAGUGGAGGACAUGCUGCAACCGAUGGCGCAUGAACUUUCGCAGUAUCCAAAGGAUUUUGACGCAGUUAUGUUUGAUCGCGCCUCGCCCGGAGGGGCGAGGGGAUGUUACUAUACUGGUAGUGGUGCAUAA
This is a messenger RNA of Trypanosoma brucei brucei TREU927, 1815 nucleotides long. RefSeq lists its product as hypothetical. Bases 1 to 1815 code for a protein of 604 amino acids. Lineage: Eukaryota; Euglenozoa; Kinetoplastea; Trypanosomatida; Trypanosomatidae. The record is from RefSeq and is a predicted model, not a curated record. The transcript has a single exon.